This is a messenger RNA of Chrysochloris asiatica (Cape golden mole), 903 nucleotides long. It is a transcript of the gene SAMD10, whose product is annotated as sterile alpha motif domain containing 10. Gene Ontology annotation, biological process: cell surface receptor protein tyrosine kinase signaling pathway. Gene Ontology annotation, molecular function: protein binding. Lineage: Eukaryota; Metazoa; Chordata; Mammalia; Afrosoricida; Chrysochloridae. The transcript is spliced from 6 exons. Gene Ontology annotation, cellular component: cytoplasmic side of plasma membrane. The coding region runs from base 1 to 903 and encodes 300 amino acids. The record is from RefSeq and is a predicted model, not a curated record.
AUGUUCACGGAGCUGAGGUCCAAGCUGAGCCCCCCGCGAGGCCGCGCUGGGGCUGUGCGCACCGGCUUCGGGGAGCGCCGGGAUGUGGACGCUACUGCCCACUUCAGCUUCUGCCGGACCUUCUUGGAGCACACAGUGUCUGCUGAAAGCCUCCCCUACCAGCUGCCACGGACACCAGGCACUAGCCUCACGUGGCACGACGCCCGCAGCCAGAGGGCAACCAGCAGCCGGCCAGUCAAGCUCCUACAGCAGCCGGGCUCGGAGCCCCCCCAGAGCCGGCUAUACGCUGACCACUAUGGCCUGUACCACACAAGCCCCCCACUGGGUGGUCUGACCAGACCCGUGGUCCUGUGGAAUCAGCAGGACGUGUGCAAGUGGCUCAAGAAGCAUUGUCCCCACAACUACCUCGUGUACGUCGAAGCCUUCUCCCAGCAUGCCAUCACUGGCCGGGCCCUGCUGCGGCUGAAUGCAGAGAAGCUGCAGCGCAUGGGGCUGGCGCAGGAGGCGCAGCGGCAGGAGGUGUUGCAGCAGGUGCUGAGGCUCCAGGUGCGAGAAGAAGGGCGGAGCCUGCAGCUACUAAGCCAAGGAAGCCCACUGGCACAUGUGAAACCAAGGCCUCAGGUCCAGGGAAUGCCCCGGACCCCUGGAAAGUGGCAGAUGGAGCCCCAGGCUGCCCUGACUCCACACCCGGAAAACCUGGAUUUCCAGAGUCACCUGUCUUCCCAGAACCUAGCCCGGGUCUGCUGGUUUGGGGCUGGUGCUGCCUGGCUGAGGGACAGCAAGGGGCAGGGGACCUUGACAGCCGUACCCCCUGCUCCUCUGCCUUCUCUCAUGCCCCUUGGGGACUCAGAAAAUCUCAGGGACCAUGAGGCUGAGCCCCCAGCCCCCUCCCGUAUACCCUGA